CAGCUCUACCCUCCAGCCUCUCACGCUUUCUUCAGCCUUCCCGCUUCAGGAAUCAUGUCUAGCAAAUCCACCGUGAGGAGCCAAAGCGUCAGCUACCGUGGCUUCAGCACCAGCUCAGCCAGAGUCCCAGGGGUCUGCCGCUCUGGCUUCAGCAGUGUCUCUGUGUCCCGCUCCAGGGGCACUGGUGGCCUCGGUGGAGUGUGUGGAGGAGCUGGCUUUGGGAGCAGGAGCCUCUAUAGCCUGGGCGGCUCCAAGAGGAUCUCCAUCGGAGGGGGCAGCUGUGCCAUCAGUGGUGGAUAUGGUGGCCGAGUUGGAGGUGGCUUUGGCUAUGGAGGUGGAGCUGCCAGUGGAUUUGGUUUUGGUGCCGCAGCUGGUGGUGGCUUUGGGCUCGGUGGUGGAGCUGGUUUUGCUGGUGGCUAUGGGGGCUCUGGCUUCCCUGUGUGCCCCCCUGGAGGCAUCCAAGAGGUCACCAUCAACCAGAACCUCCUCACUCCUCUGAACCUGCAAAUUGACCCCGCCAUCCAGCGGGUGAGGACUGAGGAGCGGGAGCAGAUCAAGACCCUCAACAACAAGUUCGCCUCCUUCAUCGACAAGGUGCGGUUCCUGGAGCAGAAGAACAAAGUCCUGGACACCAAGUGGACUCUGCUCCAGGAGCAGGGCACCAAGACCGUGAGGCAGAAUCUGGAGCCCUGGUUUGAGCAGUAUAUCAACAAGCUCAGGAGACACCUGGAGAGUUUAGAGGGGGAGAAGGUCCAACUGAACUCAGAACUCAGGGACAUGCAGGACAUGGUGGAGGACUUCAAGAACAAAUACGAUGAUGAAAUCAACAAGCGCACAGCAGCAGAGAAUGAAUUUGUGACUCUAAAGAAGGAUGUGGAUGCUGCAUACAUUAAUAAUGAUGAUCUCCAAGCCAACGUGGAGGCUCUGAAAGAGGAGAUCAACUUCACCAGAGCCUUGUAUGAAGCAGAACUGGCUCAGAUGCAAACCCACAUCUCAGACACUUCCGUGGUCCUGUCCAUGGACAACAACCGUAACCUGGACCUGGACAACAUCAUCACUGAAGUCAAAGCCCAAUAUGAGGAGAUUGCUCAGAAGAGCCGGGCUGAGGCUGAGUCCUGGUACCAGAGCAAGUAUGAGGAGCUGCAGGCCACCACAGGCAGACUGAUGAAUGAUCUGCGCAACUCCAAGCAGGAGAUUACUGAGAUCAACCGCAUGAUCCAGAGGCUGAGAUCUGAGAUCGACCAUGUCAAGAAGCAGUGUGCCAACCUGCAGUCCGCUAUUGCUGAUGCUGAACAGCGUGGGGAGAUGGCCCUCAAGGAUGCCAAGAACAAGCUGGCUGAUCUGGAGGAUGCUCUGCAGAAGGCCAAGCAGGACAUGGCCCGGCCGCUGAAGGAGUACCAGGAGCAGAUGAAUGCCAAAUUGGCCCUGGACUUGGAGAUUGCCACCUACAGGAAGCUACUGGAGGGUGAGGAGUCCAGGUGGGUAACUCACACAAGCUCCUCAAACCUCUGAAUACAUGUCCAUGAUGUCUGGCCAUGAGCACAAGUUGAAGGCAUUCUAGUUAUGGCCACAAUCAUGACUCUCAGAGAAUCUUAAAAGGCAGUUUGCUCAUGGGUUAUCCUCACAUCGAGGCUUCCCACUCUGGUCCAGUGGUGGCUGUCUGAGGUCUCACGGUCCCUGUGUUUUCU
Messenger RNA from Neofelis nebulosa (Clouded leopard), 1688 nucleotides. Its product is annotated as keratin, type II cytoskeletal 6A-like. Gene Ontology annotation, cellular component: keratin filament. Gene Ontology annotation, biological process: intermediate filament organization; keratinization. Lineage: Eukaryota; Metazoa; Chordata; Mammalia; Carnivora; Felidae. The transcript has 7 exons. The record is from RefSeq and is a predicted model, not a curated record. Bases 55 to 1512 code for a protein of 485 amino acids. Gene Ontology annotation, molecular function: structural constituent of skin epidermis.